Salvelinus fontinalis (brook trout) is the source of this 3834-nucleotide messenger RNA. Its product is annotated as zinc finger protein 73-like. Bases 245 to 1645 code for a protein of 466 amino acids. Lineage: Eukaryota; Metazoa; Chordata; Actinopteri; Salmoniformes; Salmonidae. The transcript is spliced from 2 exons. The record is from RefSeq and is a predicted model, not a curated record.
UUCAUAAACAGCUCGUCAACCACCUCGGUAGCUUGCUAGCCAACAUAGCCGAAAGAUUCAAGCUAUUUAUACGCUUUCGGUGUAUAUUAGCUGCUGUGUUUUAGACACACUUAGGUCGUAUCUACUUGUUAACCUAUUUAAUUUUAUAUUACGUUAUUUUGUAUUAGUCAGCUAUAGUAGCUGGCUGGUUUAGUUAGUACUAGCCUAGUCGCUAAUGAUAGCUAGCUAGCUAACAUCCCUGAACAUGAGCUCCCUAAACUUCUCCCCUCUUGUUAAAGAAGAGGCGGUCUGCUGGACGGAGAAAGAAGCUCUGGGGCUGAACAUUGUCGUGAAAGAGGAGAAGGAAGAAGAGGGGGUCACAGUAAAACAAGAAGUAGAGGGUGAGGCUGUUACAGUGAAAGAAGAAGAGAAAGACGUUUCAGUGAAAGAAGAGGAAGACGCGUUCAGAGUGAAAGAGGAGGAGGAUGUUACAGUAAAAGAAGAGGAUGCAGUUUUUGGAGUGAAGAAGGAAGGGGAGAUUACUGUCACAUUGAAAGAUGAAGAGGAGGAGAUAGGAGAUCUGAUUAACACCAGAGAGAGACGGGACAGUCGUGGAUCCUCUGGGGAGCCUCAAAAACCUCAUGAUGCUGAAGAGGCAGAGAAGAGUCUCUCCAGAUCAGAACGCCUCAAUAAACACCUGCAGAGAUCCACAGGGAACAGAACUCACUGCUGCUCUGACUGUGGGAAGAGAUUCACCUCAGCAGGCAUUACAAUUCAUCAAAGGAUCCACACAGGAGAGAAAUCUAAUAGCUGUGUUCAAUGUGGGAAGAGUUUUACUACAUCUAGCAAUCUGACUAUACACCAGAGAAUACACACAGGAGAGAAACCUUAUAGCUGUGUUCAAUGUGGGAAGAGUUUUACUACAUCUAGCAAUCUGACUAUACACCAGAGAAUACACACAGGAGAGAAACCUUAUAGCUGUGGUCAAUGUGGGAAGAGUUUUACUGCAUCUGGCUCUCUGACAUUGCACCAGAGAAUACACACAGGAGAGAAACCUAAUAGCUGUGGUCAAUGUGGGAAGAGUUUUUGUCAAUCUAGUGAUCUGACAGUGCACCAGAGAACACACACAGGAGAGAAAUCUUAUAGCUGUGGUCAAUGUGGGAAGAGUUUUACUACUUCUGGCUAUCUGACUUUACACCAGAGAACACACACAGGAGAGAAACCUUAUAGUUGUGGUCAAUGUGGGAAGAGUUUUACUACUUCUGGCUAUCUGACUUUACACCAGAGAACACACACAGGAGAGAAACCUCAUAGCUGUGAUCAAUGUGGGAAGAGUUUUAGUCAAUCUGGCCAUCUGACAGUGCACCAGAGAACACACACAGGAGAGAAACCUUAUAGCUGUGAUCAAUGUGGGAAGAGUUUUACUUCAUCUAGCAAUCUGACUAUACACCAGAGAACACACACAGGAGAGAAACCUUAUAGUUGUGAUCAAUGUGGAAAGAGAUUUUGUCAAUUUAGUGAACUGACAGUGCACCAGAGAACACACACAGGAGAGAAACCUUAUAGCUGUGAUCAAUGUGGGAAGAGUUUUACUAGAUCUAGCUAUCUGACAGUGCACCAGAGAACACACUCAGGAGAGAAAUCGUAUAGCUGUGACCAGAGGUAAUCUGAUAAAAGAUUUCUGACUAAACAUCAGAAAAUACAUGAAGGAGUUGUUUCAUGAUAUCAAUGAAUUAAUGUCACAAUGUAGAAUGUUUUAACAUUGUAGUAGGAGUAUUUUAAUAUUGUCACAAUGUAGAACCCUAAACGUUUGCCCCUUGUGCUAUUGAUUUCAACAUGAUAUGGAUAUUAGCCUCUUGGGGAAAAUCCAGGCUCUGAAUUGAAAUAGUUACUAUUUAUGAGAUUUAGUAAGUACACAUUAUUCCCAGAUUCCGUGUGGUUUUUGAGCUGUUAGUUUUAACAGGGCGUGCAACCUCAUCUCCCUCCUGUCGCACAAAUUAUUUUAGCAUGAAAUUGAUUAGUUAUGACAAAUUUGUGUUGCGUUCCUUUGUUUAGCGACCCCUACAUUUAAAUGCAUUCCCACAUCACGUACAACCUGAUUUUUCCCCUAAUUGAUAUCAGUGAUUUAUUGCUACUUGUCAAAACAGCGUUUCUGGUGCUUGUGCAGUUUAUAAGGAGUUUGUUUAAGAAAAAAUACAAGAAAUAUGAUUAUUGUGGCAGAUGUUUGUGUAAAUAGCACAUGUUAUGUUUAGGUUUCUGCAAAUUGGUUAUUGAUUUGGACACAUUAAAACUGUGUUUUGACAUUGAGGCUAUCCCACCUAGCACAAUGUAAUUGAAAAGACGUUGAAAAUAAGAUGGCAAUCAACAACAAAUUUUUAUUUUAUUUUUUAUUAUACCAUGCCUUUUUUAAACAUUUUUUAUUAUACCAUGCCUUACCAUUAAGUUAAUUAUUGACAAUACAUAUUAUCAAAGGGGUGUACAUUUGGUUUUGGUAAUUCAUGUUUACAAUUGAUGUAACUUUUUAGUAAUCAUAAUUAUUUAUGCAAUCAACUGACAAUUUUCGGGUAUAAAUAUAUUGACAUUGUUGCCCUUCUUUUAGAAUAGCAGGGUUCAUUCUCAGAUGUGCCAACCCAAAUGUACUAGAGCAUGACAUUGGGGUCUGGGCCCUGAUCCAACAACAUGCCUAACGAGUGAUCCCUGUAAAGAGAGAGAAGCUUCGCAGUGAGGUGGAAAGUUACUACGGAUAUUGCAGGAGUUUCCUCUUGAAAUCAGACAAGUCUGUUGUAAGGACAACUUGGUUGCUGAUUGUCUCAAGAGUUAAAAAGAUUUGUGGUUUGCGUUUAGACGGUGCGUUGCCAUGGAUCACAAUUUAUUAUGACUGCGCGUUUUUCCGUAUUGGAGAUGAGUUUUGUUUGGGCUCAUGAAGCAUUGUAGUUGAUAAUGUGAAAUGGAAAUUGUUUUCUGUUGUCCAACAAAAAUAUAGGAUAUAUUUUUUGUCUUAAGGGGAAGGUGUUACAGGCUUUGGUUUUUCCAUUUAUGUUUUGAGGUUGGACUUUAGCACGUAUAGCUCGUUAGCACGUAGGACACACUGAUUGGUGUCACCUCGUUAGUCAGUAUGUGUUACACCUGUGCUGGCUUGUCCAUCUCGUUAGUGGGAAGGUGUUUCACCUGAGCUGGUCCAGGUUCUAUUUAAGAGUGUCUGGCCCAGUGCUCCAGUUGUCUUGAUAGAUGUGGAGAAUCAACACCUUUAGUUGCUCCACCUUUUUGGUUGGCUUCCUGUCUGUAAGUUUGUGAGUUUUUAUUUCGUUUACCUCUUCUUGGGCAGAUUUAGUGGGUCUCGUGGUGGGUGUCUUUUAGGUCCCAGUUGUUGUUACUAGUCAAUUUUCAUUGGACACCCCCAUAGUGUCUUUCAGAACCCCUCCUAAAAAACAAGCUUAUAUUUUGGGUUGGACAUUGUAACAAUUUAAUCGAUGGCAUUUCCUUAGGAUGCUCAUUAGUCUUUAAGUUGUUUUUUAUCCUCUUAUGUUUGUGUUCUAAAUAUUUCUGUUUACAUUCAUAGUUUUUCCUGUGAAGCCAUUGUGUUGCAUCUAUGUCUGAAAUGUGCUGUAUAAAUAAAGCUUGAUUUGAUUUGAACAUAUUGCAAAACAAAUUAACCCAAUGACUGACCAAUCAGACUCUUGCUAAACCAAUGAAUAAAUAUGUGCAAAAGCAACACAUAUCUUGGUCCAUCUUUAGUAUGAAAAACAAUAUAAAGUCUGUAUAUCUCCCACUAUGUCAAAAUAGUGCUGGUAUGUACGUUUUAGUAUCACUUUUCAACCAACCCAGUCCAUUUGUUGAAAUCAACAAUACGUCAAA